Molecule: messenger RNA, 4808 nt
Organism: Metopolophium dirhodum (rose-grain aphid)
Lineage: Eukaryota; Metazoa; Arthropoda; Insecta; Hemiptera; Aphididae
Product: ATP-binding cassette sub-family C member 4-like
Exons: 26
Coding region: 395-4543 (1382 amino acids)
Biological process (GO): transmembrane transport
Cellular component (GO): membrane
Molecular function (GO): ATP hydrolysis activity; ABC-type transporter activity; ATP binding
Source: RefSeq, a predicted model, not a curated record
CUCGCACCAUGUUUGUUGUAGAACUACCAAAUUUUUACAACACGUAAUGAAAAACUUAUCUGUGCAACAACGUGUUUUUUUUUAAUAGUACUAUCCAAUCAUUUUUUAUAAGCAAAUAAAAAACAUAAAAAACGAAAUGUUUGAAGCAAAGAACAUUUAUUGUAUUUAUGUUAUCUAAAAUAUAGGCACGUUGUUGCAAAGAUAAUUUUCUACCCUAUAUGUUCAGUAAUUUUGGAGCCACUACUAACAAACACAGAAAGAUAAAAGUUGUCCCGCGCAAAACAGUUUUUGCUAUAUUGUACAUUUGUAAGACGGAGACGACACAUGCGGGUGUGACGUCCUCUUUAUACCUUCAAAAAUAAUACAAUGUAAGAUUAAUAAAUAUUAGUUUUACAUGAUUAUUAACUUAGUAUCCAUCAGACAUCAUAAUACGAAUUACACAACCGUUGGUACUAUAUACAUUAUGUACAGAGAAAUACCGAAGGCAGAAAGUAAAAUAGAACGUCCUCACAAUCCAAGAUGUAAUGCAAAUAUUUUUGAAAUCAUCACAUACCGAUGGUUGUCCGACCUAUUAAAAAUAGGACGGCACAGGGAUUUAAAUGAAACUGAUUUGUAUACGACAUUAGACGAUCACACAUCAUCAUCAUUAGGCGACAAAUUAAAAAAGACAUGGAGAUCGGAGUUGGCCAAUGCAUAUUUAGCGAAUCGGAAGCCGAUAUUGUUGAGAGCUUUGAUCCAAAUGUUUGGUGCUAAAUAUAUGUUUCUAGGAUUUUUAAUUUGUAUACUCGAAGUUAUUUUAAAGAUAUCUCAACCUAUAUUAAUUGGUGAACUAUUGGAAUAUUUCAAUCCCGAUUAUUCCAAAAACUCUGAUAUAAGAUAUGCAUACAUUUGCGCUUCCAGUUUAGUAAUCAGCUUAUUUAUAACAACAAACAUACACUAUUUAUUAGAUCAAGAAGUAUUUAACGAAGCGCUGAAGGUGCGAGUUGCAUGCUCGUCUCUAAUUUACAGGAAGGCAUUAUUUCUGAGUAAUAAAGCUCUUGACGAAACCACAGUUGGCCAAAUGAUAAAUUUGGUAUCGAAUGAUGUAAAUCAUUUCGACAUUACAUUAAAUAAAUUACAUUAUUUGUGGAUUGGACCCCUGCAAACAAUAGUGGUCACAUAUUUAUUGUGGCAGGAAAUUGGCAUGUCCUCGUUAGUUGGAAUAGCCACCUUUUUAUUUUUUAUUCCAUUACAAGGUUGGAUGGGGAAAAAAAUGUCUGAAACCCAUUACAAGACGGCGAAAAAUACCGAUGAGAGAAUACGUCUAAUGAAUGAAAUCAUUUUGGGAAUACAAGUGAUAAAAAUGUACACGUGGGAAAAACCUUUUAGUAAACUUAUAGAAUAUGUGCGAAAAAUGGAAGUUAAACAAAUUAAAGGAUCAACAUUUAUUAAAUUCAUUUCUACAUCGUUCAAAGUAUUUCAAAUAAGGUUUCAAUUAUUUGUCAGUAUUGUAUUGUAUAUCUCACUAGGAAAUCACAUAUCUGUGUGCAAAGUUUAUGUUCUUACAUCAUUGUACACUGUGUUGCAUUUCUCAAUGGCAGUACGGUUCUGUACUGGUUUGUUGCAAAUCGGUGAAUUGAUUGUAUCCAUUAAACGCAUCGAGGACUUCUUGUUACUUGGGGAAAAAGAUCAAAUAUCAAAAUGUUGUUCAAAAUCCACCACAUCAGUGGAAAAAGAUGUUAUUCAAUCACUUAUUGCGGAUGACAAUAUUACAAAAAACUGUAAGGAUUUUGAAAAUAACACUAAACUUGAUGAUUGUUUUAGUAUAGUUAUUUUAAAUGCUACUGCGAAAUGGGCAGACGAUCAAAAUAGUAACACAUUAGAAAAAAUUAACUUAACUGCAAGAACUGGCCGAUUGCUUGCGGUUGUUGGAUCAGUAGGAGCUGGAAAGAGUUCAUUAAUACACGCAAUUUUACGAGAAUUGCCCAUUUUUGAAGGCAGCAUUUCUGUGCAUGGUGUAGUGUCUUAUGCACCACAGGAGCCAUGGAUAUUUUCUGGGACUGUUCAACAGAAUAUUCUAUUUGGAUCACCUAUGGACAAAGAACGUUUUAAACAAGUUAUUCAUGUAUGUGCACUAAAAAGCGAUUUUGAACAAUUUCCACUUGGUGAUGAGACGAUAGUGGGAGAAAGAGGAAUAACCUUAAGUGGAGGACAAAGAGCUAGAAUUAAUUUAGCGAGAGCGGUGUACAAACAAGCAGAUAUUUACUUACUGGAUGAUCCACUUUCAGCGGUUGAUGUUAGAGUUGGCAAGCAUUUAUUUGAAAAAUGCAUUUUAGAUUACCUAAAAGCAAAAACAUGUAUUCUCAUUACACACCAAGCACAAUAUUUAUCUUACGUUGAUCAAAUUGUUCUAAUGGAUAAUGGUAAAAUAGUAACUGAAGGAUCGUAUAAAACUCUAAAAGCCUCCAGUUUUGACUUUACAAAUUUACUUGGAUCUUUAGAAAGUGCUAAUAUUGAAAAUGAAAUCGAAACUAACAAUAUGAACAACAAUAGUGCCGAUUUACGCUUGGUAUCAUCUCUGCGUGGAUCUAACAACAGCAUUAUAUCGUCUAAUUAUGAGAAUCACAUUAGUGAUGACAAAGCUUUAAAACCUAAUCAAAUAUCACCUCCCAAGUCAUAUGAAUAUAAUUUCAAAAACAUAAUCAUAUCAUACAUAUUGGCUGGUGGAAGCCCAAUUGACAUUCUGUUAAGUAUUUGUAUGUGCAUUUUUACUCAAGUACUAACUACCAGUGGAGAUUUUUGGCUUAGCAUUUGGGUAAAUCACGAAGUAUAUGAACAUCAAAAAUUAUUAAAUACAUCUUACAGCAAUAAUACAGCAACGCCUUGCGAUUCGAAUAGUGCAUCAUUGUUGUUACCUAAUUUCCAGCGAUAUUAUGUUAUGAUUUAUGUCAUAUUAAUGGUUCUCCUGAUAUUAUCACUUAUCAUCAGGUCCGCUAUAUUUGUCAAAAUAACUACGAAAGCUUCAAUAAAUUUACACAAACAAAUGUUCAAUUCCAUUAUAAGAACCACCAUGUUUUUUUUCAAUACCAAUUCUACAGGACAGAUAUUGAACCGCUUUUCUAAAGACAUGGAAUCGGUGGAUAAAACCUUACCAAAUAUUUUUUUUGAAUUCAUACAAAUUGUUUUUUUAAGUUUGGCAAGUGUAUUUAUUGUUGUAUUUACUAAUGUUUAUCUUUUGAUACCUACAUUUAUCGUCGGAAUUAUCAUCUACAAACUAAGAUAUUUACAUCUCAAUACAUCUCAAGGUAUUAUCAAGUUAGAAGGAGAAACACGAAGUCCUGUAUUAGCUCAUAUGAAUACAUCAAUACAAGGUUUAACAACAAUAAGAGCAUUUAAAGUAGAGAAUAUAUUAUCUCGUGAAUUUGAUAAACAUCAAGAUUUACAUACCUCUGCAUCAUAUUUGUGUACGUGUUUGAAUCGAGGAUUCGCUUUUUGGUUGGAUAUAAUCUGUAUUAUGUAUUUAAGUGUUGUAAUAUUCUGCUUUUUAGUAAUUGACAGAAAUAUCCAAGGAGGAUUUGUUGGUCUAGCUAUUACACAGGUGAUUACAUUGAUCAACAGGAUCCAAUGGGGAAUACAACUAUCAACAUCUUUAGAAAACCGAAUGAUAACUGUUGAAAGAAUAUUACAAUAUACACAUUUACCUAUCGAAGAUACCCUUCAAUGUACUACUGAUAAAACGAGACUAAAAGAGUGGCCUUCCUUGGGAAAAAUCGUGUUCAAAAAUUUUAGUUUACGUUACAGCCCAGAUUUACCAUAUGUAUUAAAAGAUCUAAAUAUUCAAAUUCAGACAAUGGAAAAAGUGGGUAUUGUUGGUAGGACCGGUGCAGGUAAAUCAUCCUUUAUCGGAGCAUUGUUUAGAUUAGCUCUAAAUGAAGGUAAAAUCAUCAUUGAUGAUGUAGAUAUACACGAAUUAGAACUGAAUGACCUCAGAUCUAAGUUGUCCAUUAUUCCUCAAGAACCAGUAUUGUUUUCUGGGACAAUGCGAACAAACUUAGAUCCAUUUGACGAAUACUCAGAUCAUGCUCUUUGGAAUGCACUAGAUGAAGUAGAACUCAAAGACUUUGUAGAGGAUUUGCCCGAUGGUCUAAACUCGAAAAUGUCCAUGAGUGGAUCCAAUUUCAGUGUUGGUCAAAGGCAAUUAGUUUGUUUGGCUAGAGCAAUAGUACAAAAACAUAAGAUCCUGAUAUUGGAUGAGGCCACCGCCAAUGUCGAUCCAAUGACUGAUAAGUUGAUUCAAAAUACAAUUAGAAAUAAAUUUAGGUUUUGCACAGUACUAACAAUUGCUCACCGUCUUAAUACUAUUAUGGACUCCGAUAAAGUACUAGUAAUGGAUUUUGGAAAAAUAAUUGAAUUUGACCAUCCGUAUAGUUUGUUGAAAAACACUGAUGGAUUUUUCUACAAAAUGGUAGAACAGACGGGAAAGGAUACUGCUUACUUUUUACAUAGUGUGGCAUCUGAGAGUUUUAAAAAAUUCAGUCCUCUAGUUGAUGCAGAAAUCUCCUAGCAAUUAAAUUAUUGAAGAAGUCGGAGUUGUUGUUUGUAAAUCGCAACUAUAUCGUUAUAGAUGGUGAUAUGAGUUUGUAGAAUACAAAUGUAUAAUAUCGUACUAUACAUGCUAUAUAGAAUUAUUUUAUACAAUAGUGAAAAAUGUGUAUUAAAAAAAAUAAUUUCACAAUUUUAAAAAAGUAAUAUUUUUAUACAAUUAUUAUAAAAAUGUUUAUUAAUUAUUUCUUUACUCGUUGUUCAAUGACUAUUACUUUUAAAUAAAU